This is a messenger RNA of Besnoitia besnoiti, 837 nucleotides long. RefSeq lists its product as uncharacterized. The coding region runs from base 1 to 837 and encodes 278 amino acids. Lineage: Eukaryota; Apicomplexa; Conoidasida; Eucoccidiorida; Sarcocystidae. The record is from RefSeq and is a predicted model, not a curated record. The transcript has 4 exons.
AUGAAUGAAUUCAUGAAAUGUUGGGUAAAAGCAGUUGGAUAUGGCAGUCUCAUGGGUUUUUUGGCUGCGACCGCUGUCUCUCGGCGUACGACUGCUUUGGUAACACGGCUGAUGAGCUUUGCUAUCGGCUCAACAGUUGGUUACUCGAAUCUCUUUCCAGUAUACCAACGACAACAGUGGGAAAACCUAAUGAAGCAACCGAAUUCGGAGCUUGGGCGUGCUGCAAGGUCACUCGUUUCGCAAUUGCGAAUCGACGCGGAACGCGGCGCAGUCUCUUCACACUCUUUUUGGGUUCAGACAGCAGACCGCACCCCCGAUAUUUCGGCCAGUGAUCCGGCAGCAGCUCGCAAAGCAGCAUCGACCCAUGUGGGGAAAGAAUUCGAACCAAGCUCUGCGCCUCCUGGUGGCUCAGGGAAGCCGUCGGAGGCUGACCGAAGCCCUGCUGUUCAGGGGCAAAACCGCCAUGCCAGGCAAGCAUCUCAGCACGAUCCUGAAACGCGCGUGGAGAAUGGGUCAGAGGCUCACAUUGCUCCUAUUGAAGGGGACUGUGGUGAUGCGUGUGAAGCGCCAAACGAGUGGCGCAUGCCCGACGGCGUGGAGGCUUGGCAACCCGUCAACGUCCCGCAGCAAGCGACAGACAAAAAGGACUCAGAGGCACAACCAACUUCGGCCCCGUCACUGAAAGCACACGUCUUUACUUAUCGAACAUGGGACGAAGUUCGGCGUGAAGCGGUACAGGGUCCGCGUCGGUCUAGCACCUGGGAUGAGCUGCGGGCUGGCCGCCGAGUUCAGCCGUCGUCGACGACUUCUUCGUCCGCGACGGAUCAGCGGUUGUAG